CAGCGUUGUUUGGUUAAUUAUUUAGCUCAAACAGGCGUUGAAACUUAAGAAACCAUGUGUGUUCCGAAUUUAUUUGAAGUGUGUGUUUCAAAAGUAAACUGUGAUAUGGAACAUUAGUUUUCGAUGAUUUUGAGUGACGUACCUCAAACACCUAACUGCGUCUUCAGCCCUAAUUAUCCUUUACAACUGAACUGUGCGGAUUUCUUUGGAGACGCUGGAGGAGGGAUGUAGGGGGUGCGAGGGCGACAUCGUGUCGGAGACGACGGCCAAGUUGCGGAGAGGGCGCAAGUGGCCGGCGCGGCGCCCACAGCUCAGCGCCGCGGCCAUAAUGUCAACGCGCCCAUUUUCAAUCGCUGAGGCCAACUCGAGUUUCGGAUAGCGAACACAUCGUAGAACCGCCGUCUGGAUGGUUUCAUGAUGAGAAAUGGAAUCACCAAUAACAGCAAUAUUGUCAGUGGUGCCGCCAAGCAUCUCGUCGCCGACGACGCCCAGCAGCUCCUUACCGCGCCCAAGUUCUGGCUCCGACCAAGUGAAAACACUCUAAGUCCUCAUUCAUGCCAGUCGGUAGUUGAGUUGAGUCCGAUUGCUGUAAGCGAAAAUGAAGGAGACAAUUCUAGAAAAAACAGCUGUCAAAGUGGCACCGAACCAAAUCAGCCUCUCAGUUUGGACCCACGACAAUUACUGCAUGGUCGUCACGGUCACCACUGGGAGCACAGAUACUUGGGCAAGGAUCAUCGGAGAGCAGGCGCUACGUUCCAAGGAAGGGUCUACAAUUUCCUGGAGCGGCCUACUGGAUGGAAGUGUUUCAUCUACCACUUCUCUGUGUGA
This is a messenger RNA of Bemisia tabaci, 828 nucleotides long. Lineage: Eukaryota; Metazoa; Arthropoda; Insecta; Hemiptera; Aleyrodidae. The record is from RefSeq and is a predicted model, not a curated record.